Molecule: messenger RNA, 9308 nt
Organism: Podarcis muralis (Common wall lizard)
Lineage: Eukaryota; Metazoa; Chordata; Lepidosauria; Squamata; Lacertidae
Gene: SOS1
Product: SOS Ras/Rac guanine nucleotide exchange factor 1
Biological process (GO): Ras protein signal transduction
Cellular component (GO): plasma membrane
Molecular function (GO): protein heterodimerization activity; guanyl-nucleotide exchange factor activity
Source: RefSeq, a predicted model, not a curated record
AACAGCCCCCACCCCCACCCCGCUCGCGCCGCCCGAGAAUUCAAAGCCGCGCUCGGGACCCUGCCCCUCCCUCCCCUCAGCAACCGUCACUUUCCUGCCGUUGCCGGGCAGGGCUUCCCCUCGGUCGCCCUUUCGGCCGCCCUCUGCCCCGCUCGCCGCGUCCUGUCAGGGCGAGGGAAAGGAUGCCCGGCGGUGCCUUGUCCCAGGCCAUCCCCGGCGCUGAGUGAGGGAAGGCCGGGCCGGGCGGCGAGCGAGCGGGCAAGGGAUGUCGCCGCCGCCCCCCGGCGCUGGGUCCUUCCGUCGCCGCCGCCGCUGCAACAGCAGCCACCACCCCUGGCGGCUCCCGCUGCUGCUGCUGCCUCUGCCCUCCUCCGGUUCCGGGUGUCGCCCGCCGCCGCUCCGGGCCCCGGAGCAACGCCGAGCGGCUCGGCCCCAGCAGUGACUGCCGCCGCUUCCCCUCACAGGGCGCGGGACGGCGCGGGCAGGAUGCAGGCGCCGGCCGCUGCAGUACGAGUUCUUCAGCGAGGAGAACGCGCCCAAGUGGCGGGGGCUGCUCGUGCCAGCCCUGAAGAAGGUUCAGAUGCAAGUCCACCCUAAGCUGUCAUCUACUGAAGAUGCCUUGCAGUAUGUUGAGGAGUUAAUACUGCAGUUGCUGAACAUGUUAUGCCAAGCUCAGCCAAGAAGCUUCCUGGAUGUAGAGGAUCGUGUACAAAAAAGCUUUCCCCAUCCUAUUGAUAAGUGGGCAAUAGCUGAUGCACAGUCUGCAAUUGAAAAGAGGAAGCGAAGAAAUCCAUUAUUUCUCCCAGUAGAAAAAAUUCACCCAUUGUUAAAAGAAGUUCUGGGCUAUAAAGUUGACCACCAAGUAUCUGUUUACAUAGUGGCAGUAUUAGAAUACAUUUCUGCAGAUAUCUUAAAGUUGGUUGGGAACUAUGUACGGAAUAUUAGACAUGAUGAAAUUACAAAACAAGACAUCAAGGUGGCAAUGUGUGCUGAUAAGGUGUUGAUGGAUAUGUUCCAUCAGGAUGUAGAGGAUAUUAGUACGCUGACUUUAUCUGAUGAAGAACCCUCUACUUCUGGAGAACAAACCUACUAUGAUCUUGUAAAGUCAUUCAUGGCAGAGGUUCGACAAUAUAUAAGAGAACUAAAUCUUGUAAUAAAAGUUUUUAGAGAACCUUUUAUUACCAACCCUAAGCUGUUUUCAGGUCAUGAUGUAGAAAAUAUAUUCAGUCGAAUAUCAGAUAUUCAUGAACUUAGUGUGAAGUUGUUGGGCCAUAUUGAAGACACAGUAGAAAUGACAGAUGAAGGUAGUCCCCAUCCCUUAGUUGGAAGCUGUUUUGAAGAUUUAGCUGAGGAGCUAGCAUUUGAUCCUUAUGAAUCGUACACUCAAGAUAUUUUGCGGACUGGUUUUCAUGACCAUUUUCUUAGCCUACUGUCAAAGCCUGGUGCAGCAUUCUAUUUACAGUCAAUAGGAGAUGGUUUUAAAGACGCUGUUCAGUAUGUUUUACCCAGACUGCUUCUAGUUCCUGUUUACCAUUGCCUUCACUAUUUUGAACUUUUAAAGCAAUUAGAAGAGAAAAGCAAAGAUCAAGAGGACAAAGAGUGUUUGAAGCAAGCAAUUACAGCCCUACUUAAUCUUCAGAGUAGUAUGGAAAGGAUAUGCUCAAAAAGUCUUGCAAAGAGAAGACUUAGUGAAUCUGCAUGCCGGUUCUAUAGUCAACAAAUGAAGGGAAAGCAGCUAGCGAUCAAGAAAAUGAAUGAGAUCCAGAAGAACAUUGAUGGUUGGGAGGGUAAAGAUAUAGGACAGUGCUGCAAUGAAUUUAUAAUGGAGGGGACUCUCACACGUGUGGGUGCCAAGCAUGAAAGACAUAUAUUUCUCUUUGAUGGUUUAAUGAUUUGUUGCAAAUCAAAUCAUGGCCAGCCAAGAUUGCCUGGUGCUAGCAAUGCAGAAUAUCGUCUGAAAGAAAAGUUUCUCAUGCGGAAGGUACAGAUCAAUGAUAAAGAUGACACUAAUGAGUACAAACACGCCUUUGAAAUAAUUUUGAAAGAUGAGAACAGUGUUAUAUUUGCUGCAAAAUCGGCAGAAGAGAAAAACAACUGGAUGGCAGCCUUGAUCUCUUUACAGUAUAGAAGCACCCUGGAGCGAAUGUUAGAUGUAACAAUGCUACAAGAAGAGAAGGAGGAACAGAUGAGAUUCCCAAGUCCUGAGCUUUACAGGUUUGCAGAACCUGAUUCUGAAGAGAAUAUUGUUUUUGAAGAAAACAUGCAGCCCAAAUCUGGAAUUCCUAUUAUCAAGGCAGGCACUGUUGUCAAACUCAUUGAGAGACUUACAUACCAUAUGUAUGCUGAUCCCAACUUUGUUCGAACAUUUCUUACAACAUAUAGAUCUUUUUGCAAGCCUCAGGAAUUACUGAGUCUCCUGAUAGAACGAUUUGAAAUUCCAGAACCUGAACCAACGGAAGCAGACCGCAUAGCUAUGGAGAAUGGAGAUCAACCUCUUAGCGCAGAGCUAAAAAGAUUUAGGAAGGAAUAUAUACAACCUGUACAGCUGCGAGUUCUAAAUGUAUGCCGGCACUGGGUGGAGCAUCACUUCUAUGAUUUUGAGAGAGAUGUAGAUCUACUUCAACGGUUGGAAGAAUUCAUUGGCACUGUCAGAGGUAAAGCUAUGAAGAAAUGGGUUGAGUCAAUUACAAAGAUAAUCCAUAGGAAAAAGCAAGCACAAGCAAUUGGGCCAAGUCACAAUAUUACUUUUGAAAGCUCACCACCUCCAAUUGAGUGGCAUAUUAGCAAGCCAGGACACAUUGAAACAUUUGACCUGCUUACGUUGCAUCCAAUAGAAAUUGCUCGACAGCUCACGUUACUUGAAUCUGAACUUUACAGAGCUGUGCAACCAUCAGAGCUGGUUGGAAGUGUAUGGACAAAAGAAGAUAAGGAAAUCAAUUCUCCUAACCUGCUCAAGAUGAUACGACAUACCACAAAUCUUACUUUGUGGUUUGAAAAAUGCAUCAUAGAAACAGAAAACUUAGAGGAAAGAGUAAUUGUAGUAUGCCGUAUAAUUGAGAUCUUGCAAGUUUUCCAAGAACUAAACAAUUUUAAUGGUGUUCUUGAAGUUGUCAGUGCUAUGAACUCUGCACCUAUUUACAGACUGGAUCAUACCUUUGAGCAAAUCCCAAGCCGCCAGAAAAAGAUUUUUGAAGAAGCUCAUGAACUGAGUGAAGACCAUCAUAAGAAAUACUUGGCAAAACUCAGGUCUAUUAAUCCUCCAUGUGUGCCUUUCUUUGGAAUUUAUUUAACAAACAUCUUGAAAACGGAAGAAGGCAAUCCUGAAUUUCUCAAACGACAUGGGAAAGAACUUAUCAAUUUCAGUAAGCGGAGGAAGGUGGCUGAGAUAACAGGGGAGAUCCAACAGUACCAAAACCAGCCAUACUGCCUAAGAGGAGAAGCUGAUAUCAGAAAAUUUUUUGAAAAUCUGAAUCCAAUGGGAAAUAGCAUGGAAAAAGAGUUUGCAGAUUAUCUGUUCAACAAGUCUCUAGAAAUAGAGCCACGUAACGUCAAGCCACCCCCAAGAUUUCCCAAAAAGUACACCUAUUCUCUCAAAUCUCCGGGUGUUCGUCCAUCAAACCCAAGACCAGGCACCAUGAGACACCCUACACCUCUGCAACAGGAGCCAAGAAAAAUCAGUUACAGUCGUGUCCCUGAGAGUGAAACAGAAAGUGCUGCUUCUGCACCAAACUCUCCAAGAACACCGCUCACCCCACCUCCACCAUCGUCCACUUCCAGCACCACAGAUGUCUGCAGUGUCUUUGACUCUGAUCCCUCCACCCCUUUUCAUUCAAGGUCAGCUUCUGUGUCUUCCAUAAGUUUUCCAAAAAGCUCAGAUGAAAUUACCGUUCCCCCUCCUAUUCCUCCCCGGAGACGUCCAGAAUCUGCUCCUGCUGAAUCUUCUCCUUCAAAGAUUUCUUCUGCACAUCUGGACAGCCCACCAGCAAUCCCUCCUCGGCAGCCGACAUCAAAAAUCUAUUCACCGAGAUACUCGGUGCCAGACAGGACCUCCAUCUCUGACCCCCCAGAAAGCCCACCUGUAUUGCCACCUCGAGAACCUGUACGAACUCCUGAUGUUUUCUCUAGUUCACCUCUCCAUCUCCAGCCACCACCCUUAGGCAGAAAAAGUGAACUGGGCAACACUUUCUUUCCCAACAGUCCGUCUCCAUUUACUCCGCCUCCCCCCCAGACGCCUUCUCCUCACGUUGUCCGGAGGCAUUUGCCAUCACCUCCUUUGAUACCCCAAGAUACGGACCUCCAUUCUGUUGCUGGGCCCCCUGUUCCUCCUCGGCAAAGCACUUCUCAACAUAUCCCAAAGCUUCCUCCAAAAACUUACAAAAGGGAGCCCACGCAUCCAUUGAUGCACCGUGAUGGACCCCCUUUGCUGGAGAACGCCCACUCCACCUGAAUUCUCCCUUGUGCUCGAGAGAGAAUGCUUUCCCUGGUGCCAUGUCUGUUGCUGGCAAUAGAUGCACUGUACCUUGUGGGCACCAAGGAGUUGAGCUGUGUUGCUCCUAACACUAAAGACUCUACGUUUGAUAUUUGGUGUACAAAAAGAAGAAGAAAGAAUCUUAAUAACAGGCCCCUUACCGUGAAUAAACUGUUGCUGUUUGUUAGUAUAGUAUGCAGGGCCCUGUUCUAAAGUCAGUGGACACCUGAAUGUACCCGAAAUCAGAUUUGCAGAUCUCUUUGGGCCAAUAAGCAGACAUUGUGCUUUGUGUAAACGUCCUGUGAGGGAUAAAAUGCAUAGUCCUGUAUUCAUCUGUCCACCAUGAUGUAAGUUCUUGGAGUAAAAAUAUUAUGCACUUUUUUAAAAAAGAAUCUCAAACAGGGAACUUGAUAGUCUUCUUAAUUUUCUUUUGUUUUAUUCCCUGCUUUCAAAUCAUGAACUGGACUGUGAGGAAGAUCUGUGGUACUGAACUGAACCAACAUAGAGCUAAGACAUAGCACCGUACUGCAGUCCUGUUUACAAACUGUUACUAGUAAUACAUGGGUACCUAGGCUUCACCAAAGAGGUACUUUCCUCCUCCUCUAUGAAUAUUAUGGUGCCAGUUCAAAAAGAAUUUUUUGCCAGUAAACAGAAUGCCUAACUUUUAACCGCCUUUAAACAAAUGAGAUUUAAGUCUUAUAUGAAUGACACCAAUGAUGCAAACUGCAAAACAAUGCUAUUGUCAGAGUUGAAUCUGUUUCUCCAUUUAGAAGACUGUUAAAUCUAGACUAGGUUAGGUCUUCAUUUUAAGGUUUACUGAUAACCCACUUAAUGGCUGGUAGUUCAACAUCUUUGAGACUAUGCCAUGAAAAUGCAAAAGAUGAUCCGCUGGCCAUAUUCCCUAGUUAUCACCAUGUUUUAACUAGCAGUAGGUAGAUGAAUAAUCAGCACCCAUAGAAUUGCCUUGUAGUUGCAUAAAUAAAUCAUAUGUAUAUAGUGAAUGUUGCAUAAAUAUACUUGCAAAUUGUUUUUAAUUUAAUUGAAAUAAAGAUACAGAUAUUUUGUCUGGCUGACAUAUAUUAAAUUAUUGCAUUUCUAAAUGUACAUUUCAGUUUAAAGCACUGAGGAGGAGACACAUGCUGUGGUACACACCUCUCUUUCUUGCUCAUUGUUUUAGUCUGUAAAGAAAAAAUUUAGAAGAAAUCCAAGGUUUGGCAUGUGAAAUAAAUGUGUGUUAGGGGUGAUUUGGAAGUGAACAUCUGUGUGCUUACAUGGAUCUCAAGCAUAUAAUACAGUUCAGAAUUCCAAACUCUGUUUAACUUCUUAAACCUUGAAACUGAUCUUGACCGUGUCAGAAAUGUUUGAAAGAAAAUAAUCUACAUGAAUAUUUUGCCUUGGAUUAUCCAUAGACCUGUGAAUUGCGCUUCUGAUUCUUGUACUGUGAUAGUAAUGCAUGCCACUUAUUGAAGAUAUUUUAAUCCUUUCUACUACACUAGGACUUGUGAAUGGUGCAGUGUUGUAUCAUUAGUUGCUAAGACUCUUAUAGGAUGUUUUCUCCUUGGCAAAACCAAAAUACAUUUCGGUAAUCUAGAAAGCCAUGUCACUGGAACAGUGAUGGUAGAGGACCGUAUCACCAUGAAAGCCUACUGUUCUAAGACACUUCUACAGCAUUAUGUAGUGUGGUCUUUGCAUUUCAGGAAAACGUUCAUUUAACCUGCAUUAAAUGGAUCCUUCUUAACAUGUACGAUAUGCAGAAACAAAAGGGCAUUCUGAGAUAAAAAAAUUGUAUAAUGCUAGCCUAUGACAAGUGUUAAGUUGAGCCCAGCUGAGGGUUAGAGAUACUUUAAAAUGACUGAACUUGCUAAGGGAAAGUUGAGAAAAUGCUCCCUACUUAAAUACAUUUUUUUUCUUGUAACACUAAAGGUAGUGGUAAUGCUCCUGUCCAUAAGAACUCUGCAGAUGCCUACAGAGUGAAAGUUCCCUAAUCAAUCCACUCCAGAAAAAAGUGGGAGCGGGAUUAUAGUUUGAUAAAUCCAUUUAGCAUUUGCAAGCAGCAACAUUUUGUACAGAUCUGUCUUAUUCUUGUUUUGAGUGGGGAAAUGAUGUUCACUUAAUAUUUCCAGCAGCCCCGUAGUUGCUAAGAUUAUCAUGCUUGAUACACCCCAGAUACUUUGAUAAUUAAGCAGUAUACAAACAGUUUAAAUAAAUAAAAUACUUAAUCCAAGAUGAAUUGGCUUAAGCCAUUUAAGAGAAACUAAGUCAUUUGUUCCAUUGAGGCUGUCUGUCAGCUUCAUGGUCUCUUAUGGUAGCUGAAGUAAAAUAUUUAGGUCAGCAGAACUUAUAAAAAGUGCAAAUUUUAAAUCUGUGUGUGCAAAAUUUCCCCAGAUCCCCUGAAGCGGAUGUUGUACAUGUGCAAAGUGUGUGUAGUUCUUCAGGCCUCUUGUUUAACAUAAUCAACUUUCAUUGUGUUAAAUGUGCUGUGUUUUUAAGCACUGAAAAUGUUUGUUUUGAUUAGAAUUACUUUGUGCUCACCCCAAACAUCCGUUAUGCAGUUCAUAGAAUCAUAGAGUUUUAGAGUUGGAAGGGACCCUGAGGGUCAUCUGGACCAACCCCCUGCUAUGUCCAAUGUGGGGCUCAAACCCACAAACCCUGACAUUAAGAGUCUCAUGCUUUUACCAACUGAGCUAUCCCACCUUUUGAUGUUCUACAAGAAGGGGCGAGCUUUUUCAGAAGUAAACUUCACUGCAUAUUUCAAAAUCCAUCCCAAUGAGUUGCUAGCACAUUCCCCAUAAAAAACUACUUUGUAUAAUUUUAGUACCUCAAUCAAGACUUUGGAAAGUCACAAAGCAGGAAAGGAAAUAAACUUUUUGGGGUCAAAUAUUUGUGUAUGCAGACUUCUGACUUACAUAGAACUCUUCCACCAGACAAUCUAAAACACUAUUUUUCAAUAUCUGUUUGUAUAGGAAUAUAAACCCCAUAGAAAUGAUGUUACAUAACUGAACAUCAGGAAGAAUGGAGAGGUAUCCAAGUACUGGUUAUAUAGAACCAAGUGGUUGACAUGCAGUUCACCCAGACUUGGAAAUAAAAACUUGUUCCUCUAGCAAAUUGGCUGUUAGAGGUUGAUAGUAAACUGCCUUUUCACUCUCUGGAAGUAAUGUGCCAAGUGCAGUAUAAUAAAUAAAGUGAGAGGGAAAUCUUGAGAGUCUGUAAGCAGGAAGUUGAUGCCCAUGUUUUGACCAGAGUGGGAUUUUUUUCAUUUUGUCGUGUCUUGCUGCUGCUUGCUGUCAUACACACAUGCGCCUGUAAGUUGCUCAAACUCAUGGGUGGGUUGGUUGGUUUUUCCAUUUUAAACUCUACCUUAGAAUUUGAGUAGGUUUGCAAAUAAGUCGUGUCUGCUACAUUUAAAAUUGACUGAGAUCCAAAUCGGCAUGCACAUACCUGGGCUUUUUUAACCAUCACCCCUCAUACCACUGUAGGCGCUCCCUCCAUUUCCCUCAGGGGAAAAGCCACUCUGUAGGGUGAGAUGCAGAAUUAGCACCUGCGCAGGGGUGCCUGGAGAAUUUUUGGGUGUCUGUUUUUUAAAAGAAUAAGAAGAGGGAAGUAGUCUCCUAAGAAAUUCAAGAAAGCAUUCUUUUGUUCCACCAUGACUCCAAAUAACAAUUGGCCUCACUGCUAUGACAACUUAGAGACUAUUGAAGGUUAGUAGUGUUCAGUGUAGAUGGAGCUGCUUGGGGUGGUUUUGAUUGGAGCUGGAUAAGUUCCUGAAUGGUUUUUGUUGGAACGUGUCAGCUUGCCUGAAUGUUUUCUCGUCAUUGUGUCUUGCCUGCUUGCUGUUCAGUGUACAAAAAAAAAUGCACAAAUUAAAUCCUUGCUAUUCCCUACAUUUUUGGUGGUUGGAAGGGAGGAGCUUGCUGUAAUAUAAAACCGGUUUUUAAUUAACAGUGGGGGAGGGGAGAAAUAAACAAGGCAACCUCUUUGGAUGUUUUCUCUCUGGUGCAAGAGGUAACUCACAUACAGCUGCUGUAAAUUGUGCUCUUAAACUGAUCAGUGAUCACUUUCCAUACUUAUUGAAGAGCUAAAUAAUUUUUCUCUGCUAAUGAAAAGUAAAUGCAGGCCUAUUGCUGAUGAAAGGUAUUAAGCCAAAAGCACUUGGGUUUUUUGGGAUGAAUUUUCAUGCCUUUGCCAUUAAUUUUGUUACUUUAAAACAAAAAACCUUAAAGUGCAUAUUUUUUUCUGUCAACUGUGAGCAAAUUCCCCUUUUGCCUUUAACAGCAAAACAGUGCAUUAAGCAGUCAGUUGCUGCAGAAUUGCACAUCGAGACCUUUGUAAAACAGUAAUGUACCCAGGCGAAAGGGGGAGAAACUUGUGCCAGAUGUGUAUGCAACUUUCAGUAGCUGCCAAAUGUGCCUUUUAAAAAAAUAUGGGUUCUUUUUUUCUGAAACACGGUAGAUUCUCUUAUUGGUCGCAUUUCUUAUUUGGCCAAUUUAGAAACCAAACUUUCUGUUUCUCUGUGUACAGGUUUGUGUUUUUGAUGAAUUCUAAUAAUUUGUAUAUUUAAAACGUAUUGCCUUUUGUUUAAUGGCAUGGAUACUUUGCUAAAAUGGUUGAGAAGCUAUGGCAGUCCAAUCCAGCUGCGUUAAGGUUGAAGUGGUGAUAUCCUAAACUGGCAAAUCUUAUGGGCCUAUGUGUGUACCUAAUCAUGUCUGUAGGUCAGCUUUGUAUGCUAUGUCUGCAAUGGUAUUCAGAUUGCAUUUAAAGUGAAAAUUAAUAGUGGCUGUUACUUUUUGACAUUCAAGAGAUCUGUUCAUAAAAAAUAAAUAAAAAUGCCUUACAUAUCCUA